AUGUCUGGUUUGUUCAUCUUCAUAGCUUUGCUUCUCAGUUCUUGUACUGGAUUGUCGACAGCAACUGAUCAAACGUGUGGUAACGAAGUCGUAAACACAAUCCUCGUCGACCAAACCGGUUCAGGAAAAUACCGUACGGUUCAAGCUGCCAUUGAUUCUGUUCCUGAACCGAAUUCUCAAUGGAUCAAAAUCAUAGUAAAACGAGGUGUCUACGUAGAGAAGGUGAAAAUACCGUUGAUGAAACCGUGCAUGAUAAUAGAAGGAGAGGGACAAGGAGUCACGACAAUCACGUACAAUGCUCACGAAGCCACUGAUAGCAGCUCCACUUUCAUCUCCGAACCAUCCCAUAUCGUAGUCCGAAACUUAACAAUCAUGAAUAGUUAUAAUCGUUUGAGUCCUCUAGGUAAACCGAGUUGGAACAAAACGCAAGCCGUAGCGCUUACGGUUUAUGGAGAUAAAUCAGCGUUCUACAACUGCGAUUUCUUGGGGUUACAAGACACGUUGUGGGAUAAUAAAGGCAAACAUGUCUUCAAAAACUGUUACAUCGAAGGUGCUAUUGAUUUCAUUUUUGGUAGUGGCCAAUCUAUCUACGAGGACUGUCAUAUACAUGCAACGGCGGGAGUGUUGGCACCAAUAGUGCCGUAUGGUUACAUAACGGCUCAAGCAAGAGAUAGUCUUACGGACCCGAGUGCUUUCGUGUUCCUACGUGGACGUGUUACAGGGACGAUGAAUGUAUUCCUUGGACGAGCCUAUGGUAAUUUCAGCCGAGUCAUUUUCUUCCAAACCGAUCUCGCUUCUGUUGUAGACCCUAAGGGCUGGAACGCUUGGAACAACGCUGGCCACGAACCGUUCCUCACGUACGAAGAAGUUGAGUGUAAAGGAGCUGGAUCGUAUUUAGCUGGAAGAGUUCCUUGGAUUAACAAACUUGAUUCUAGGCACGUUAAGCAACAAUUCGCUAACUACUCUUUCAUCGACGAAGAUGGAUGGCUCUCUAAUAUUCCUCCUUUCUAA
Molecule: messenger RNA, 1011 nt
Organism: Eruca vesicaria subsp. sativa (arugula)
Lineage: Eukaryota; Viridiplantae; Streptophyta; Magnoliopsida; Brassicales; Brassicaceae
Source: the annotation of a GenBank genome assembly